UGGGCGCAGCAGGCGAAGGAGCCGUCGCGAAUGCCUGUCAGAAUACGAGGAAAUUGACCUUUGUUACUAGAAUCCAUAGAAAUUUGCACGUUGAAGAGCCUAAACAUGAAGACUUACACAUUAAGUGAGAAAGUUCGCAAUUUUGCCAUUUAUACGCGGCUGGUAACUUUACUACUGCAGGUUAUAUCAAAUCUGAUUAUCCCAGAUCACCAGGCAGAUGCAUUUGUCUCCCCACAAGACCCAGAGGUGAAGUCCACAUGGGGGGAUGAAAUAGUGCAGUUCCUCUUAGGUGGUUUAGUGCGUUGGGAUGCUCAAUAUUUUCUCCACAUUGCUCAGUAUGGUUAUACACACGAAAACACUCUGGCUUUCUUCCCACUAUUUCCCCUGGCAGUGCGGUAUCUAGCACAUGUCGUUGGUAUUCCUCUGCAGUUUGUUUGUAGCUAUCACAGUAUUUUACUGAUAUCUGCAGUAUUAUUGAAUUUCUACUUAUUUAUCAAGACUGCAGCUGUUUUUCAUAGAUUGAGUUUAGUGGUGCUGAAAAAUGAGAUACUUGCAUACCGAGCAGCAUUGCUGUUUUGUAUCAAUCCUGCAAGCAUAUUUUUCACAGCCCCAUACUCUGAGGGAUUGUUUGCAUUCCUCACAUUUUCGGCAUUAUUAACAAAUGAAAGAAGAAGUACUUCAGUUGCGGCAUUGCCUUUUGGACUCGCCUCGGCUGGUAGAUCAAAUGGGCUUGUCAACAUUGGGUUCAUCCUCUACAGGAAGCUUCUGGAUUGUUCAAAUUAUUACUACAAGAUUCGAAAUGCAACAACAGAAUCAGGGCAGCUGUCUCUGCUGAUAGUAGUGAUCCUUACCUUCAACUAUACACUCAUUCCACUCUUCAUUGGAUGUUUCCUGGUUGUCCUUCCAUUUGUCAUCUUCCAGACCUGGUGCUAUUUUACAUACUGCCACAAGGAUGGAACUUCAUCAACUCUGGCUCCACAUCUAGAAAUGUAUGUGCGAGCAAACUUCUUGCAUUCACCAGUUAUGGGUGAAGCAGAAUGGUGUGAUAACACACCACCCAUUGCCUAUUCAUAUGUGCAGGACAAAUAUUGGGAGGUUGGACUUCUUCGAUAUUAUGAGGUCCGUCAAGUCCCCAACUUCAUGCUGGCUCUACCAGUUGUCAUGAUUGUUAUUUGUCAUGCAGCUCUGUACAUGGUAGAUAACCCUCAGGUAUGCUGGGGUCUGGGAAUUCCUCAGCCAGUGGGAGAUAAGCCUUCAAGUCGGAGAAAGCAAGCCCUAACAUGGCCUGAGGAAGGCAUCAACUCCUGGCGUGUGUUUGUUUACACAGCCCACUCUCUCAGCCUGUGUGCUUUCUGCGUACUCUGUAUCCAUGUCCAAGUAACAACAAGACUGCUGUGCUCUAGUUGCCCGGUUGUGUAUUGGUUUGCUGCACACAUGCUGACUGACCAACCCAAAAAUGUAAAUGAAAAACCAUCCAAGAAGAAUAUGAUAGUCCAUGCUGAGACUCCUGCCAACCUAAACAGCUUCUAUCAGGUAUCAUUACUCUCAGAGUUUCCAAAGACAUUCUGGGGUCAGUUCAUUAUUUCCUACUUUCUGCUGUAUUCACUUGUUGGUGUAGUUCUUUAUUCAAACUUUUUACCUUGGACCUAAGGAAGGCAUAUGAGGAAACAUUCCUGCUAGUCAUGUAAAAGUAAUGUACCAUAUUGUUAUAUAUUUCUAAGCACAAUUUUCAUUUUAUUGACACUUUUCAGUGAAAAUGUACUAGUCAUGUAUAUUGAAUUGAACAUUGUUAUUCUGUUGCUUAUUUGUAUAAUGAAAAGUACUCCUGCCAGUAAUAUAAGAAUCUUUAUUAAUACUUUAAAAUAUUCCACUCUUGUCAUUUCAAUUACUCAAGUGAAAUUUGUCAAAUGCCAUAGACACAAGAACUGCUGGUUUCUGUUUUUUGUUCAUUUUUAUUAUAAUUGCUAAUGCAGCAUUCUAUUGCCAGGCACUACAUGAGAAUAUUUUGGCAUUAGUUUCCAUGUAAGGAUGGAGAUUGCGUGUUGUUGGAUAAACUGUAUGGUUUUAUUGUUAUCUUAAUGGGACUGUUUACCAAUUAGCCCAAAUGUUCCCAGUUUUUUUUUACUUAAAUAUGAUAAUAAUAAGGUGAUUGAGAUAAUAAGGUGAUUUUAAAAUUAAUUGUAGAUUAUGUAGUUGUGCUUCUUUUGAGCUAUAUUUUUUUAAGUUAACUCUCCAGGGGGGUAAUUGACCCUUUCAGAUGUAGGAAAAUUUCCUAAAAUGUUUGUAGGGUGAAUAAUUCAUACACCAUUCCUCAGAAGGACAUGACAGUAAUAUCAUAAAGUCUUCUAAUGCUUGCUACCAAUUUUGCAAUUUCCCUUUAGUUCUUCUGGUAUAUGGAUUCUAAGUAAGUCAGUGUUUUCUCUAAAAAAUGCGAAAACAAUUGCUUCUGUAAUUCUUUAGAAAAUACAAGAGGUAUUUAUACUGGUUUUGAAUAUAUUUUCAUCAGAAAUACAUGAUGUAUUUGAAACUGUUAAAUACAUCAUUAUGAAGAUAUUCAUUCUCAUUCAUACCUUUUCUACAUUUGUCAACAUGAAUACAUUUCAUCUUUGACAUCGCGUUAGUGGUGUUGGAACCUCUCUUGCUUCCAAAAGUUAAUCAUGAGAAAAUGAUAUUUGAAGUUCAGGCAUUUUUCUUUUCUACUCUUAUUCUUAUUUUUUAUUGCUUAAUACAAAAUUGUAAUUUAAUUUCUUUUAUAAAAUGGAAUGUGAAAAGACCCAUUCUAGAAAGUCACAAUUACUGAAUUCCUUAGAUGCCAUUAGUAAAUAUAUAAUCAUAUAAACUUCAUAACACAUAUCUCCAGGAAGCCACAUGCAGGCCAUAUUUCAAGCA
Messenger RNA from Penaeus indicus, 2889 nucleotides. RefSeq names its product GPI mannosyltransferase 2-like (gene PIG-V). Gene Ontology annotation, cellular component: mannosyltransferase complex; endoplasmic reticulum membrane. The record is from RefSeq and is a predicted model, not a curated record. Gene Ontology annotation, biological process: GPI anchor biosynthetic process. Gene Ontology annotation, molecular function: alpha-1,6-mannosyltransferase activity; GPI mannosyltransferase activity. The transcript has 7 exons. The coding region runs from base 106 to 1650 and encodes 514 amino acids. NCBI's taxonomy places the organism in Eukaryota, Metazoa, Arthropoda, Malacostraca, Decapoda, Penaeidae.